Messenger RNA from Pogoniulus pusillus (Red-fronted tinkerbird), 2414 nucleotides. It is a transcript of the gene TRAFD1, whose product is annotated as TRAF-type zinc finger domain containing 1. The coding region runs from base 156 to 1757 and encodes 533 amino acids. Gene Ontology annotation, biological process: negative regulation of innate immune response. Gene Ontology annotation, cellular component: mitochondrion. The record is from RefSeq and is a predicted model, not a curated record. NCBI's taxonomy places the organism in Eukaryota, Metazoa, Chordata, Aves, Piciformes, Lybiidae. The transcript is spliced from 11 exons.
GUGCUCUCAGCCCUCUCCCGGCCGAGGGAGGGAAGCCGCUGGCCGGGCCUUGAGGCUGAGGGAACCGGAGCAGUCUUUUACCGCCCCCGGUGAGGUGCGGCUGCCUCAACGGCCGAGGGGCAGGGGGUGCCUCUCUUCCAGCUCUCGGCAGGAACAUGGCUAUAGCUGCCGUGACCAAGGUGGAAACCAGGCUGUGCGGCAACUGCAAAAAGGAUAUCCCUGCUGCUAAUUUCAUCAUUCAUGAAAUCCACUGCAGCAGAAACAUUGAAGUAUGCAGCUACUGCAGCGAAUCCAUCCCACAGUCUGAGAUGAAGAACCAUAUUGAGUCUGAACACGUGCAGGUUACCUGCAAGUGUAGGAUGAAGAUGGAAAAUGGUCUUCUGAAGGAUCAUGAGGCAUCGUCGUGCCCCCUGCGUCCUGCCCUCUGCCAGUUCUGUGACAUUCCCCUUACCUUCAACAAGCUCCAGGAUCAUGAAGUUUACUGUGGGGCCCGGACUGAGACCUGUGGUGGCUGUGGUCAUAAUGUCAUGGUGAAAGAUCUGAAAGAGCAUCCUCGAGUCUGUGGGCAUGAGGUGAAACAAGGAAGAGGAAGGAAAACAGUGCCUCGCUUUGGGGGUGAGGAUGGAGAUGUGCAAACCCGGUUAAGAUCAGAGGAUUAUCUGGACCAGUUGGAGAGAAAUCAAACCACUCAUUCUUCACUUUAUGACGAGUGGAACGCAGAUUUAGACUACGUGUUGGCUCUUAGCCUCCAAAAUGAGCAUAAUCCUCCCAAUAACACUGCAGAUGAAAUUCCCAGUGGCUGCUGGGAAAGCUACUACACCAAAGAGUCUGUGCCAUCAUCUGCCUGUCUUCGUGAAAGAGACAAGGCAAAUAUCUUCUCUCGUGACUCUUUAGCAUCUUUUAGCACGACAAACUGCACAAAAAGAGAUGAGGUCAUCAUGCUGCCCUGUGAGUUCUGUGAGGAGCUCUACCCUGCAGAAGACCUGAUUCUUCACCAGACAGGUUGUAACCCUGCGAGUGCCUUUGCCUCCUUCAGUAAAAGAAGUUCUUCUCCAAAUCCACGAGACUACAAUGGGCUGCGUGCUCUGGAGUCCAAAUGCUGCAGGUCUCUCUUUUCAUCCCAGUCCAGAGCUGUCUGGGAAGCAGACAGUAUGAUUCCAUGUGAAUUUUGUGGCAUCCAGCUGGAAGAGGAGACACUGUUCCAUCAUCAGCACCACUGCGACCUGCGCCCAGCCAGCCCCACUGCCAGCUUCAGACCUCAGCAGCUGCGGCCUCCUCGCUCCAACCCAGGGAGAAGAGACUCUCCAGAGCUGGCUCGGAGACGAGUCAGGCACCAAGGAGAUGUUUCUCCGUGGUGCACUGAAGGCUUUGGGCAGCAGAGGCUCAGCUGUCCUGCAGGAGGGACCAAGUUGCUGAAUGGUACAUCCAAUGCCAGGACAGCCCCAGUGUUUGCUUCAGCCAGAGGCAGUGAUGCUCGUGACCCGAGAGGGAAACCCAGGAAGGCAUCUGGCAAUGAAGGGAGGCCAAAGAGCAGAAGUACAGGUGGUUCUGCAGCUGGGACAAUGCCACGUGAGAGACCUGCUCAGAACUCUCGUUCUGAAGCCUUCAGACCCAGCAUCUCAAGAACUUCUUCAUCCCAACCAAGCACCAGCAGUGGAGGAAGGAGCCUCCAGAUGGCAGAUGGUCCUGUUGGCUUGAGGCGCAGGAGCUCACAGGUGAAAGCCCAGAGCCCAGCAUCUGCCCACCCAGAGAAGUGAUCCAGCACUCCUGAAGGACACGAUCAGCUCUCCAUGCUACGACUCUGCACCAUCACCUUUGAUCCGAGGGCAGGCCCUUUCCUGCAGUGCUGUCACCCAGACCUUCUGUGGAGUUAGGUUUCUACAGGCAGUGAUCAUUUUCUAUCUUCCUCUGUUUUUAAUUGGCAAGGGUACCCUACAGCUUUGAUGUCUGUGACCUGUACCAGCAUCAGCCCAGGACACCAAACACCCCUCUGCCUGGGCACCUACCUGGGUUAUUUCUGUGUUGUCUUUGUGACACUCAGUGAUAGAGUUUGUGACCAAGUAUGCUCCAAGCAGGUGUCCUGCUGCUCCUGGGCGAGCUCCUUGUUCUCAAGGCACCACCAGAGAUGAGAAGCAGCAGCUGUCAGCCAGGAGGGAACCAGGAAGAGAUGGGUCCUCAGGAUGGGCUCCUUGGCUGGCACACCUUGGAGAACACCCAAGGAUGGUUGCUCUGGGCAUUCCCUUGGGUGUUACAGGACAGGGCCAGGAUGUGGAAAGGGGGACAGCAUCACUGACUGUUGCUGUCAGUGAUGAGCUCUGAGCCCAGGGCUGGCCUCUCAGCUGCUUUUUAAUGCUGUGUUUAGUCCCUGCUUUUUAAAGCCCUUGUAAUAAAGUUUAUCUCAUGGUGUCCCAGAA